CUUUGUACAAUUUUUUUUUUUUUGUUUUUAUAGCAUAUUUAAACAUGCAUCGACGAUUCUUAUCCAGUAGUGCAAGCGCAUCAAAUUAUUACAAAAUCACCUUGAAGCGAUCCACCAUUGGUCUUUCCAAAGAUUAUAAGGCUGCUGCUCAUACGUUGGGAUUAUAUCGUCUUCAUCAAACCAGCUAUCAACCUGUCAAUGCCAGUACUGCUGGUAGCAUCCUCAAGUUGAAAGAACUUGUCAAGGUUGAAAACGUCGAUACGAUUCCUACAAGAGAAGAUAUCUUGGCCUCCAAACCAGCUCGCGGCUACAAAGUCAUUGGAAGCAAGAUCUAGAUGGAAGAUUAUUCUGACACUUGAUACACGCACCUACAUCAGCACGUAACAUCUUAACUCUACACAUACACAUACAAAUACACAAACAGCUAUCCUUUUUACAUGUACAUUUACCCUCUUUUCACGAAUAUUGUUCAUAUCCUUCUCUUGUCAUUAGUAUAUGUGUUUUACUUUUAUUAGACUUGACACAUUCAAUUUUUUUUUUUUAAUAUCAUUGUAAUAUCAAGUCCACCUUCUUUUUGUACAAAAUCAGCUUUAUCAAUAAAAGGUUCUCUUUUUUGUUUUGAUCUAA
Messenger RNA from Halteromyces radiatus, 627 nucleotides. RefSeq lists its product as uncharacterized. Gene Ontology annotation, molecular function: structural constituent of ribosome. Gene Ontology annotation, biological process: translation. NCBI's taxonomy places the organism in Eukaryota, Fungi, Mucoromycota, Mucoromycetes, Mucorales, Cunninghamellaceae. Gene Ontology annotation, cellular component: large ribosomal subunit. Bases 45 to 335 code for a protein of 96 amino acids. The transcript has a single exon. The record is from RefSeq and is a predicted model, not a curated record.